AUGAUGGCUUCCCCUGUACGAGUUUCAUCCCAACUGAUAAUUGCGGCAGUUUUUCAGGAUGAAGACAAUGGCAAAAUCCAGUUGCUCCCCAAAGACGUAACGAAUGAAUACAUCAUCAAGGCUUGUUCAUGUUUCUUGCUUUACGACCAGCGAACGGACGCCUUUGAUUUUUCCCAUCGAUCAGCGUGGAAAUACCUAAAAACCCAGUUCAGCGCUGAGACAUGCAACCUGUACCUGGCGAGACUCUCCCUGAAGAUUCUGAGCAAAACCCAAAAAUGUGACAAGGCAAUAGCCCAGAAGCCUCCCUUUGAUUGCAUUAGGCCUAUUGUUAUCCACAGUGCAGGUUUUUGGUUCUUGUACGUGAGGUCUCUUGGGAACAAGGCUGCUGAUGACAGUCAACUCCAAGACCUGCUCCGAGAAUUUCUUCAACCGCGCGGAACCCAAUCGGGCUAUGGAUGGUGGUAUAAAAAGUGCCAUCAGUUCGGUACUGAGAUUAUGCAGGAACUGGACAUGCACCAUCGUUACGCAUUCUCCGAUGUUCUCAGCUCCCCGCCUUCUCCGUGGUUCUUAGUCGGUGCUUUUGGGUUGAGCUCGAUUAUCGAGACACUUACAAAACAACCAGAACUGGAUGUCAAUGGAGUAAAUGAGGUGGAUGAGACUGGCUUCAGUUUAGCAAUCAAACAUCACCAUGUUCGUACCACACAAGCCCUAUUGCACCGGAGAGUGCAUGUCCGGCCGCGAGACUUUUCCAAAGCACUCCAAGUCGGUGAAGACAUGAAUAUUGUGCUGUCGAUUUGGAGGUCUCCUCACAUUCAGCAACAGACACUAUUGAGUACCGAUACACUUAUAGCUGCUGCCCGCAAUUGGCACUAUCGAAAUCAAACCUUGCGUGGAUUACUCCGCCAUUGGCCGUCCACAGUACCCAUUCAAGUCAACAGGGAGUUGGUGAUGGCAUUUUCAUUUGGGUAUCAUUUCCCCAGUAAACUCACUGAUUCUUAUAUGAGACGCCUCUUGGAGAACAACAGGAUUAUUGUGGAUGAUGAAGCACUACCACUCAUUGCAGCUGAUUGGAGUAGUGUCAUCAUGAAAACUGUGUUGGAAAGACGAGUUCCCAAGCUCCCUACCAAAAAGUUACUGAAGCUGCUAUUUUCCGCUGUUAGAAAUACGGAAGCAGCCGAAGUAAUGGUGUCAGUCCUCUUGCGGCAUGUUCAAGGAGAUAUUCCCCUGGCAAUUUGGCAGAGACUACUGACAAGAGCUGCAAAAAACGCCGGGUGUGGACAAUCGUUAGUCGACUUUUUUCUCAAAGACAAUCGGAAAAUUCGUGUUACAGAGAAAGAUCUGAUAGUGGCGUCUGCAAACGAAGAACCUGACCAGGCCUUACGCAUAUUUAACAGCCUGCUUAAACACAGCAAUCGGGACAAAGUUACUGGAGCUCUCCUGCAACAAGUCGUCAAGAAUCUCAAGUACUGGAGUGAGAGGGAGAGGGAAGAGCUCGCGCAAACGAUUUGGAAAUCCAAAGGGUUUGAAUACAGUAAAUGUGCGGAUUUGGCUUGGGAGAUGGCUCUUGAAAGUCGGAAUGCGAUACGUCUCACCCCGUGCAACAAAGAAGCAAUGCCGGUCGCCAUGAAAAUAGGCAAAAGACGGGGCAGGCAGACUACCUCUAGAACAAGAUGGACAGCAGAGGCUUCCCGUCUUGCCAACUAG
Messenger RNA from Aspergillus fumigatus Af293, 1704 nucleotides. RefSeq lists its product as uncharacterized. The record is from RefSeq and is a predicted model, not a curated record. NCBI's taxonomy places the organism in Eukaryota, Fungi, Ascomycota, Eurotiomycetes, Eurotiales, Aspergillaceae.